Drosophila bipectinata is the source of this 384-nucleotide messenger RNA. RefSeq lists its product as uncharacterized. Lineage: Eukaryota; Metazoa; Arthropoda; Insecta; Diptera; Drosophilidae. The record is from RefSeq and is a predicted model, not a curated record.
ACGGAAUGUUUUCGCUUUCAACGGAGUUUGGGGAAUUGCAUUAUCUCUGCCCUUUCAAGACUAUAAAUGCAGAAGGUUUCGAAUGAAAAUUUGCAGUUUUCAUCCAAUGCGCAAAGCAGUAUGAAGAUAUUCCUGUUGAUCGUAUCCUUUUGCAUCUUUGGCUUGGUUUUGGGCGAUGUGGUCACCAAGCCCACUUUCAUUCGCAGUCGCUAUAGCCUGCGUUGGGGCAAGACCACCACAGUGACUCCAGAGCCAACAGCUGCACCAGCAAUGGAGCUUCCCCGCACCACUGCAGAUCCACUGCCCAAACUGGCAACCUCAACCGCCAGUGCGGACUACGAUUACUACGGCAAUGUUGAAAGCGAAAAUAUGGUGCACAAGUGA